CUGCUGCUGGAUGCGGAGCAGGCACCGCUGCUUAGCUGCGUUGACAUUUUAUUAUUAUUAUUGUUGUUAUUUUGGCGAUGCCUCGCAGGACUCGUCGUCUCGCUCCUUAUUAGUUAGCCCCGCAGCGGACACGGAGGAGGAGGAAGAAGAGGAGGAGGAGGAGGCGGGAGCAGCAGCAGCAGCAGCUUUUGGAGGCGGCUGCGUUCCCUGCUGCAAGGUGCUGCUCCGGCGGCAGCAGCGGGAGCCCCAGCAAGGAUGAUCCUAGCCUGAGCCGGGCGGGCCCAAUCCCGGCCAUCCUGCGCCCGCCGCCCACCAUGAUGCAGCCGCCCCUCGAUCUCAAGCCCUUCCUGUCGUUCCCCAUGGAGGCGCAGCCGGCCAUGGGCCUCUUCCCGGGUUUCAACACGGUAAGGCCGUGGCUGCUUCCGGCCCAGGAGGUGCAGGCUCGGAUGGACCCGGUGCAGAAAGCAGUGAUCAAUCACACCUUUGGGGUCCCUGUAGCCAAGGCCAAGCGCCCCAUUAUCUCCUGCAAUGUCUGCCAGAUCCGCUUCAAUUCUGAGAGCCAAGCUGAAGCACACUACAAAGGGAACCGUCACGCACGGCGAGUAAAGGGAAUCGAGGCAGCCAGAACACGGCAGAAGGAAUCGGGGCCACGGGAGGGAGAUAAGCCAGGACCUGUGGGCAGUCCGUCCUCCAGCACUGGGGAGAGCGAUUCUGACCGCACAGCUGAGCAACUGAACGGCAUUGCAGGGUCAGGGACGGUGCUUCCAGUGCCGGCUCCCACCUCUCCAGAGAAGCAGCCCUGCCUGGCGUCCCCACCAGUCGCAGCAGCAGCACCUGCACCGCCCUCGGUCCCCUCUCCGGAGCCGAGCCAGAGCUCCAAGAUUGGUCCUGCCUGGGGGAGUAAGACAGGAGAGGCCUCAACGGCGACUGCAGCACCAGCCACUCCAGGGGCGACUCCCCAAAGCAAUGGCAGCACCAAGCCUGACGAAGAGAAGGCCAAAAAGCUCUUAUACUGUGCACUUUGCAAAGUGGCUGUCAAUUCACUGUCUCAACUGGAGGCUCACAACAAAGGUACAAAGCACAAGACUAUCCUGGAAGCUCGCAGCGGCCUGGGGCCUAUCAAGGCAUAUCCACGCCUGAGCCCCACGGCUGGAGGGGAAGCAGGCAGCCAGGACCCCAGUGCUCAGGAGAGAACCUUCCACUGUGAAAUCUGCAAUGUCAAAGUCAACUCGGAGAUCCAGCUCAAACAGCACAUUUCCAGUCGGCGGCACCGGGAUGGAGUAGCAGGGAAGCCCAACCCCUUGUUGAGUAGGCACAAGAAGCAGCGUGGCAUGGCAGAGCUGACGGGCUCCCUGGCCUUCCCAAAGGAUCUUCCUAAAUCACUGGCAGCCGGAUUGCUGCCCAAUCCUCUGGCUGUAGCAGCUGCCAUGGCAGCAGCCGCUUCCACCCCGCUGACGCUUCGACCAGCCCCGACGCCUCCGCUGUUGCAGGGCCCGCCUCUGACGCACCCGCUGCUGCGCCCAGCUCCGGGGCCUAUCCGAACUGCACAUGGACCCAUCCUCUUCUCGCCGUACUGAUGCCGCCCGUCCGCCCACCUGCCUGCCACAGUCCUGGGACUCCUGGCACCACUGGAUCCGCCCCCCUGGCAACUAGCAACCAGUCCUGGCAAUGUCACACGGCGUCCAGUCCCGUCUGACAGGAGCAUUGUGCUCCCCCCUUGCCCCUCUUUUUUUUCUUUUUAACUGGAAAUGGAAUCCUUUUUUCUGAGAAGAGAAAAGGGACAAUCCCACCCUUCCGCAUGUACACACACAUAAACGGCCCCGCUCUCAACCCGGGUCUAGGGUCCCAGCCAAAUCUGCACAAAUGCUGGGUUCCCCCACGGGCUGAGCUGAGGAGUGUUCUUGGUGUGUGUCUGUGCAUGUGUGUGCACAAAUGAGUGUCAGUCACAUCUCCUGAGGUACGAAAAGGUUGGGGAGCGGCUUGGCCUCCCCAGGACUUUGUGGAGCACUGGAAGGGGAGGCAGUUGUGGUACCUCAGGGACUGAUCAGCAAGCCAUCUCUUCCAUCCCAGAGCUAGGGGAGGGGCGUGCUCCCCUCUCCCACUCAUACAAGCCAUUAUCCACUUGCACUGAGAGGUGGGGUGUGUAUGUGUGUGUGUGUGUGUGCACAGGACAGAAGAUAGGGCCUCCAUCAAAAAGAGUCCCUACUGCAAUAAUGCUGGCCGGCACCUCCAUGUACAUAUCCCCGCCCCCAUUUUCCCCACUUGCCUUUCCCUGUGCUGGCCCCACCUUCACUGCGCUUCCAUGCAUCGAUUGGGGCUCUACCUUUUCCCUGCAGGGCCCCUCACCUCAACAAGAGACUGGCAGAGCAAGUACUGUGCUCCCAUAACCCACCCACCCCCCAACUUUUCCACAUGCACUAAGAGGCAGAUGGACUGACAAACAUCCACCCAUUUGGUUGUGUUUUAUCCCAUUUGGAUGAAUCAGAAAGCUUCCAUCUUAGCUGAGAUGAGUGCUUGACCCAUCACCUCGCUGGAAACAAGAGGAUGGUCAAGGGCUCCCCUCCCUGAAGAAGGCCAGGGAUCACUCCUUAAGAGUCACUUGCAUCUCUGUCUGCUUGUAGAUCUUUCCUUUGGGUUAUUUGUGCUGUUGCCACAGAAACACAUCACUCUCUUUUGCCUCCCCCUUGCUGAGUCUACAUGGUGUGGGUCCCCAUCCCUCCACCCCUUUCUUGAGUGGGUGGGACAUUAACCAAGAGGCCAGGUUGUUCGUUUCCUGGAGAUUAAGCAGCCCUAUUCUCCCAAAGCCCAAACCCACCCGGAGUACAUAAAAUUCCAGAUGCUUGUUAAAUUCCCUGGCACACAUCCUAGUUGGAGCCUCUUGGGGUGUGUGUUUGUGUGUGUUUGUGUGUGCGUGCACAUCUGCAUGUGUUGAUUAAUGGAACAAUGGAGUUUCUCUUCCUCCUUCUCUCUCUUUCUCCCUCUCUCACUGUCCUGCCGUCCUACUUUCUCUUUCUUUCUCUAGCGCGCACACACACACAUAUACACAAGUGCACAGUUCCCCAUCUUCCCAAUGCAAGGCUCCAGACAAAAUAGCCCAGGGAGGAAGGUCUUCCAUGCCAUGGCCAAUGCACUGGCCGCGCUACUCUCCCCUGACCCUCUGCCCCUAAUGAAACUGUGACUGAAGUUCAGAGCAAUAGAGACACUGGCGUGUGUGGGGGGGAUAGGAGCCCCCUUCUCCCCCAACUGGCAUGAAUCACGCCAGGCCUGCCCCAUGUUACCUCAGUCCUUGGAGCCCACAGGGCAACCCGUUCCUUUCCAUCCUCCCAUUCUGCCCAACCCAAGAUGUCCUGUUUGCCCCAGAGUGUCUGUCUAUCCACCAUCCGUUUCUCCAUGCUAGACUCGCCUUGGCCCCUCUCUCUUUACUGCUGACACCAAUGUCUUUCUGCUUCAUCCCACAUAGCACCUUUUAUUCCUUCCUGACCCCCGCCUCUCCCACCCUUGACAACAAUAAAAGAAGUGAUAAGGCUCA
This is a messenger RNA of Anolis carolinensis (green anole), 3529 nucleotides long. It is a transcript of the gene znf385a, whose product is annotated as zinc finger protein 385A. Lineage: Eukaryota; Metazoa; Chordata; Lepidosauria; Squamata; Anolidae. The coding region runs from base 315 to 1577 and encodes 420 amino acids. The transcript is spliced from 8 exons. Gene Ontology annotation, cellular component: nucleus; neuronal cell body. Gene Ontology annotation, biological process: regulation of cytoplasmic translation; mRNA localization resulting in post-transcriptional regulation of gene expression. Gene Ontology annotation, molecular function: mRNA 3'-UTR binding; zinc ion binding. The record is from RefSeq and is a predicted model, not a curated record.